Messenger RNA from Linnemannia hyalina, 858 nucleotides. The record is from the annotation of a GenBank genome assembly. NCBI's taxonomy places the organism in Eukaryota, Fungi, Mortierellomycota, Mortierellomycetes, Mortierellales, Mortierellaceae.
AUGAUGGAUUCAAAAUUUAUCAUUGCAUUCUUUGUGCUGCUGGCUGCAGGAAAGACGAUCAUGAUUAUCUCGUGCCUCAGAGGCAGAAAGCGUUCGACCUCGCCUUCAUCCUCGUCGCCCAACGCAAGCACAAUGGAGACAGGGCCAGAAGUCCUGGUCGAGGAUCCGAUGACACAACGACUUGUCUUGGCAGGAGAAAUCGCUGUUGACGAUCGACAACAACCCGAGAUGGUCGAUGUUAUCCGGGUCCCUCCACCAGCCUACACUGCCAAGGACCAGCAUCUGGAGUUUGAGAACGUUCCGCCGCCACCUACUUUUAAGGAUGCCGUUCCCUCUUCGUCGCGUUCGCCAUUAUCGCCCUUUUUGCAUACACCAAAGCCGUCCAGGAGGGAACUGUCGCAGGCAAGCAGCAGUGGCAUCCAAAGCAACACCAGUGAUACGCAACAACAUCGUCGGAGUUGUCACCAACUCCUCCGGUAUCGUCCUGCCAGCACGGAUAUCAAUAACAACAACGUCAACAACAGCGACGACGCGGCAGAGACUGUCUCAAACUCUGGAUCAGGCGUUCGCCGUCCUGCUGCAACUGCAGCAGCUAUCGAACCGACCAUCGUUCGGAUACCCAACGUGGCGCGAUGGGUCGCAGAGUCUAGGAGAGACACAUUCCAAGCCUUUGCAGGAUCAUCGUCGUCUUCAUCGGAGCAAUACCCUUUUGGUUUCGUGUCGACCUACUCUGACUCUGACUCUGACUCUGACCAUCACUCUGACUCUGAGCCAUACGGGUCAUCGUCGUCGUCAGGGAAUAUGCGCAUUCUUCCCAACAUGGGUGUUCUCUACCCCUCUGUCAUUGUACAUAUGUAA